This is a messenger RNA of Clupea harengus (Atlantic herring), 4557 nucleotides long. RefSeq names its product SHC (Src homology 2 domain containing) transforming protein 3 (gene shc3). The record is from RefSeq and is a predicted model, not a curated record. Gene Ontology annotation, molecular function: receptor tyrosine kinase binding. Gene Ontology annotation, biological process: cell surface receptor protein tyrosine kinase signaling pathway; intracellular signal transduction. Gene Ontology annotation, cellular component: plasma membrane. NCBI's taxonomy places the organism in Eukaryota, Metazoa, Chordata, Actinopteri, Clupeiformes, Clupeidae.
UAUUCUGCAAGCCAUCCCUGAAUGAGUCAUCCAGCCUUCCUCUGAUUGGAUAGAACCAUUCGAUCCCCAGGGAUUGCUUUGCAGAGGCAGCGAGGCCUCUCUCCAUUCACAGAAACAUUGGUAUGCGAGCUGCUUUCCCAUUCACACGAAGAGAAAAUAAUAUUCGACAUCACCUCUCCUUGCCAUUAUUUUUGUCUUUCCUUUUGUGUUUUUUUUCCUGCUGUCUCUUUCAAGCUGCAUUUAGAGGGAGCCCUCAUCCCUCCUUUUGUGUUUUGUUGUUUCCAAGCAAGAGAGAGCAAACGUGCGUGUUUUUUUUUUCUUUUUAGCAGGCAGGAAGGAGAUGUUGGGAGGCACUGCAGUACGAAUGCUGCAGCAGGAGGUGAGAGCAGGAAGCUUAUGAAUGACUGGCUGUCUCCAGAUUCACACUUCUCUGGAUCCUUUACAUGAAUGGCUUUUUUGUGGGUUUAACGUUGAUGGCUUUAGAGAUGGCUUGGCUAAUCUUUGACGAGAGCUUGUAAUAGCUGUAGUCUUGUGGGCUUCAUGGUUUUCCAGCCUGUCUGCUGUGAUUACAUCUUUACAUUGUGUUAUGUGAUGAUGAAUUAUUCAGAAAAAAAUUCACCACAAGAGCUUGGCUAUUUUAGUAAAAGCGGGAAUUUAUUGGUAGGCUAAGAGUGUAGAGGACUAUGUCUGGGCUUUGAUUUUAGACUGUGUAAUGAAGAAAGAAAACAAUUCACAGCUGAACAAUGGAAGAAAAUCUUUCAUGUAUGUUGAUUUUAUAUAUUUACUAAUUUAUUGUAACUUUUCUCGCACUAUGGGUAUUGCAAGAUUACAUAAGCCAACUAAUAUUUCCAGGUUAACUAUUGACGUUGAGGGCAAUAAAUAUACCUAUAUUUCUUAAAUGUUAAAAUCAGUAUUUUAGGUAUAGUUAGACAUAUGUCUAUUGAAUUUACACUGGUAAUAGGAUACAGUAUGUACCAUUUGAGAUUUUGAGGGUGUUUUUUCUGUACUGGUAAAGGGGCUUAAUGUCAUCACCCUGAACAAAUGAGAUCUAGAUUUUCAGUGAAUGUAAGGAUAAAGACUUUGCGGAGAGCAAUACUAUUUGAAUGGUCUUAAAUGUAUCUCUACGAGAUUAUAUUUAGAGUUCAUCUGAACAUUGCAUUUUGAGUUGCUUGCUUAUGGAUAUUUACUGUUAUAUUUCAUGUUAUUCAGUGCCUGAUAGACAUGAUGUUUUUCUGUAAAAAUGAAUAGGAAAUGGUUUUUAUGGUGUUAACUGCUUGACAGACAAUGGAGCAACCAGUAAAUGGGUUGAUUUUUCUAAAAAAUAUAUUUCCCAUCUUCUGUUACAUUUGUCCUUCCGUUUGUUCAACACGGAUGAAUUAAAAGAAAAAAAAACAUUCCUGCAGCCGAGAGGAAGCAUCAGUCUGCGAAAUUUGAGAAUUGAUUGGUUCUAGUGUGCUGUAAGUGGGAGGAUUUUUUUGUAACAGGAAGUGAUUUGCAGUGUUCAGUGAGCCUUUUGUUGAGAAGGAUCUUCUCAGAUCAGUGAGUCAUGCUUUUGCUGUGAGCCGGCAGUCAUUGGAGAGAGGCUGGCCAUCUCCACCGUUGGACUCGUCUCUGCUCCUGUGGACCACGACGGCAAAUUCGAGCAUUCUACCAUACUGUGGAAACUGUUUUUUUAUCUCCUUCCUCUUAAAUCCUCUGUUCCCAUGGAUUGUCUAUUUUGCAUUUUAUUUUCUGCCACUGAACUGCAGAGCUGGAUUUCAAUAACAACAGCCUGAGCAACAGCAAAGCCACCACAGCCAUCAACACAAAUGAGCAGGGGGUGGGGGGGAUUAAGGUAUUAUAUAUAUCCGUGUAGUCUUGUCAUCUUUGAACAGCAUUUGCUAUGUUAAAGGAGGAAAUAAUUAGCUGGGCAUUGCAUCUGCCAGUGCAUCUGUAGGCAGGCAGAUAGAAGGGCAUGCUUCACCGUACCAAAUACAACCGCUUCAGGAAUGAGUCUGUGACGUCUGUCGAUGAGCUUCUCCACGGCCUCUCCAUGAACGCCAAGCUCUCGGCCACUCCGACUUCCUCUGGUGAGCCUCCCUACACCCCGCCAGUUGAGGGGCUCCCCACCGACCCAGAAGAUGGUGGUACCACCCUUUGCACCCUUAUCAAUAAGGUGUCCAACUUGAAAUUUGCCAACUCUGGUGGCCUCCUAGGCAUCAAGGGCUUGCCCUCUGCUGUCAAAGACCUGGCCGUGUCCAAGCUACAAGGAGGAGGAGGAGGAGGAGGCUCAGGUAACCCUGGCCCCUCUGCUCCACCAACCGCCACAGGCGCAGGCUCCUGUGGCUCAGCCUCCAGUGGAGCACCGUGCUCUCAGCAGGACACAGCCACUAUGAAUGCAGGCAAGAAGGGGAGGAUGGAAGACAUGCAGCAGGGUGGGGAGGACUGGAACCCCAGUGCUGGGGGUCUGUUGAACAAGCCCCCCAAAGGAUGGCUUCACUCCAGUGAGAAGAUCUCUGGACCCGGUGUGACGUAUAUUGUAAAGUAUUUAGGUUGCAUAGAAGUCCUACGGUCCAUGAGAUCCUUGGAUUUCAACACGAGAUCACAAAUAACAAGGGAGGCCAUCAGCCUGGUGUGUGAAGCUGUCCCAGGUGCCAAAAGUGCACUCCGUAAGAGAAAGCCUCCUUCCAAAGCCUUGUCCAGUAUCCUGGGCAAAAGUAACCUGCAGUUUUCUGGGAUGAGUAUCAACUUAAACAUCUCGACCAGCAGCCUGAACCUGAUGACACCAGAUUCCAAACAGAUCAUUGCUAAUCAUCAUAUGCAGUCCAUUUCCUUUGCAUCUGGUGGAGAUCCAGAUACAACUGAUUAUGUUGCAUAUGUAGCAAAAGACCCAGUUAACCGCAGGGCAUGCCACAUUGUGGAGUGUUCUGAUGGCCUGGCCCAGGAUGUCAUUAGCACCAUUGGGCAAGCCUUUGACCUGCGCUUCCAGUUGUACAUGCAGUGCCCCUCCAGCAAGCUGUCCUCAUUGCACGACAGGGUGUUGAGUAUGGACGAGUCUCCAUGGACUGAGGAGGAUGAGGAUGGUCAUGAUCAUCCUUACUAUAACAACAUCCCAGGGAAGAUGCCUCCCCCAGGCGGCUUCAUUGAUGCCAGACUUACUAGUCAGUCAGCUGGCGGGGCUGAGGGCGGACAGGGUUCAGUAGACCACACGUACUACCAGGGCAGACCCAUGCUCGUCCAGCAAGCAGGCUCUUGUGACAUAUAUAGUAAGCCCGAGGGGAAGAGUUCAGUACCAAAAGCAGGGGAGCCCCCCACCUAUGUCAACACGCAGCACAUCGACGCCCAGGUCCUGGCUGCUCUCCAGGCAGAGAUGGACCCUUCACCUGAGGGUGGACUCGGAGCGGUCAACAGAGACAGUCCCCGGAAGGACGUGUUUGAUAUGAAGCCAUUUGAGGAUGCCAUCCUUACACAGUCCCAGGCACCAGGGCUGCACAAAGCAACCUCAGUGGACAACUCCAGCCCCUUGUUGGUGCGCGCGGUGGCCUUCCGGGCCCAGGAGGAGCUGGAGGGCCAGCCAUGGUACCACCAUGAGAUGAGCCGCAGGGAUGCAGAGAAGCUGCUGCAGGAGGACGGAGACUUCCUGGUGCGGAAGAGCACCACUAACCCAGGCUCCUAUGUCCUCACAGGGAUGCACAAUGGAGUCGCCAAACACCUGCUACUGGUGGACCCCGAGGGAACGGUACGAACAAAAGAUCACAUAUUUGAGAGCAUCAGCCACCUGAUUGGCCAUCACCGUGACAACAAUCUGCCCAUUGUUUCUGCUGGAAGUGAACUGUGUCUGAAGCAGCCUGUGAAUAGGAAAUAGUGACGCCCCACCCUCCAAAAAACAAAACACUUGCGGGUCACUUUACCCAAACUUGAAACUUGAAGAUGAGAACAGAGAAUCUACUAUUGUCAGAGAUAAACUACUGUUAGAUGAACGUGACUUGGUCAGUGAAAUGGUCGUUGGGCAUCUGGCUGGCAACCCUGGACGAUUUAAAGACGAUUUGUUGAUAAAAAAUGACAUGAUUUAUAGAACUGUUAUUAUUUUGUUGUGAUUGAAAUUAUAUAUUUUUUGAGAAGACAUAGGUGCAUUUGGACAUACCUGUUGAUUUGGUGUUUUAAAGCAAAAAGGGACAACUGUUAAUACUUUAGAUGAAGAGCAAAUUGACCUCAAGGAGGGAUUGAAAAAAAUAUUUUAGAAUAAUCUAAAAAAGUUUUAGUUUUGUCUAUCAAGCACAACAAGAUUUACACCAUUGUUGGUAUGAGUUAGAGCAGAAAAAUGAAAAACAAAAAAAUUACUGUUUGUAUUUAACUAUUUUAGGAUUUGUCCUUAAUUGCAGCUAAUGUGACAAACUCAUUUGGUAGCGUAUCAAAUCACUGUUGAUUCUGCUUUUAUGGAAAAGAUGUGAACGUGUUUGCUUUACAGUAGUUACACAGUGUCAGGCACAUGCUCACUUGCUCUGCACAGGCACACACAUAAGCAGAUGAAGACUCACACACACACACACACACACACACACACACACACACACACAC